Molecule: messenger RNA, 1781 nt
Organism: Notodromas monacha
Lineage: Eukaryota; Metazoa; Arthropoda; Ostracoda; Podocopida; Cyprididae
Source: the annotation of a GenBank genome assembly
UAUUUAAAUACUAAGUUGCAGAAAAAAGUACCAUUGCGAAAGCGGGUCUAAAAUAUUUGUUUUGGCAAGCGGUAAUGCCAUACUUUAGUCUGCGGUGCGUCAUUCUGGUACUGUACUUGGCUGAUGUAUUUAAACAGUCUUCUAUGGAAUGCCUGGCACCAUUUGAAUAAAGAAUUGCCCUUGAAAUAAACUGAAAAGCCCUUUUUAGAUCCAGAACUUAUCUUUUGCUUAUCGGCCUGAAUUAAACUUUGGGAAGCUUGGCGAUGAAAUUACUUGUAUUCUUUGGUCUUCUUGCCAUCAAUCUGCUGGAUUUGGUGUUCGGAGCUUGUCCAAGAAUUUAUACGAGAGCAGAAUGGAAGGCCAGGGCUCCCAAAUCGGUGUCGUACUUGAGUAACCCUGUGUCGUGGACCAUCAUCCACCACUCAGCCUCUGUGGGCUGUUCAUCGUUUGCUACUUGCGCAAAAUUUGUCAAGGAUUUUCAGGCCCAACACAUGGAUACGAACCUUUGGGACGACAUUGGCUACAGUUUCUUGAUCGGUGGAGAUGGAUCCGUGUACGAGGGAAGAGGUUGGAGCAGAGUUGGUUCGCACACUCCCAACUACAACAGUAACGGACUCGGAUUUUGCCUGAUUGGAGAUUUCACUUCCAAAGCCCCAGCCACAGUGCAACUCGAGGCUGUUAAAUCUUUAAUCGCCUGUGGUGUGGAGAAGAAGAUGAUUUCUGCACAAUACAAGCUGAUUGGACACAGGCAAGCUAAAGCAACCGAGUGCCCGGGACAAGCGCUUUACAACAUCAUCACAAAAUGGCCGCCGUGUCCGAGAAUUUAUAGCAGAGCCGAAUGGGGUGCCAGGCCUCCAAAUGGGGUGUCUUAUUUGUCGAACCCUGUGCCAUGGACGAUCAUACAUCACGCGGCAUCUGCGUCUUGCUCUUCCUUCGACACCUGUGCAAAACUCGUCAGGGAUUUCCAGAACCAGCACAUUGACGUCAACGGAUGGAAUGACAUUGGGUACAGUUUCGUGAUCGGUGGAGACGGAUCUAUUUUUGAGGGCAGAGGUUGGGACAAAGUCGGAGCUCACACUCCGGGCUACAACUCGAAUGGACUCGGAUUUUGCUUCAUUGGCAAUUACGUUUCCAACACUCCACCAGACGCGCAAUUGAACGCUGCUCAGGACCUGAUCGCGUGUGGAGUAGAUUUAGGAAUGAUUGCUUCCAAUUACAACCUAAUUGGGCACCGACAAGCAGUUGCAACCGAAUGCCCUGGACAAAGACUUUACGACAUCAUCAAGGCUCUGCUCACCCUACCAAGACCACCAAAUGGUGUUAGCUACUUGAAUAAUCCAGUGGAUUGGACUGUCAUACAUCAUGCCGAAUCUGCAGCUUGUUCAACCUUCGAUUCAUGCGCGGAAAUGGUUCGACAGUUUCAGAACUUCCAUAUGGACGAGAAUGGUUGGAACGACAUCGGUUAUAGCUUUGUCAUCGGGGGAGAAGGUUCCGUUUUCGAGGGCCGAGGCUGGGAUAAAGUUGGGGCACACACACCCGGAUAUAAUUCCAUCGGUCUCGGAUUCUGUUUCAUCGGAAACUUUUUCAGUGUGGAACCGACGCAAGUCCAGCAGAACGCAGUUCAGGAGUUGAUCAGCUGUGGAGUUGAAUUGGGCAUGAUUUCUGGCGACUAUAACUUGAUUGGCCAUCGUCAAGCAGUUGACACGGAUUGUCCUGGGGAUGCACUUUAUGAUAUCAUCACCAGCUGGCCUCAUUGGGUCAAUGUCCUUCGACUGGAAUAA